AUGGUGGGGCCUGCCUUCAUCUUGCUCCCCAGCUGGCAGCAAGAAGACCAGAAGCUGAAGUUUCUGGAUGCCGUCUGCACCAUCUGCACCACCAGCAGCAAGCACUCCUUCCUGUGGGGCACGCUGCUGCUCUUAAAGCCUGAGCUGGCGGAGAGCCUCGAGGUGCUGCUGCAAGAGGAGCCCGUUGAUCGCCUGGACACCACGGUGCGGCAGCAAGUCAUGCUGACCAUCGCUGCCAUGAGCAGAGCGGAGCUGCUUCUGGAGGACAAGAACAGCCUCCUGGAAGCCUGCUUCUGCAGCAUCUUCCAGCUGCCUCCGCAGGACAGCCAGGGCCCCGGGGCUUGGCUCUAUGACAAGGUAUGCCAUGGGGUGAGCCACAGGGAGCUCCCUGUCCCGAGGCCCCUUCCUGGUAAGAGCAGGGCCACGGCUGCGCUGCUCCCCCAGGCUGCCAGGGCUGCCCUUGAGACCCUGCUCCCUUGCAGACCCUGUCUGCGAUGGACAGCAUGUUACAGGUGCUGGUGUGCAGCGCCAGAACCCUCGGUGCCCUCGUUCCGGCGGCAGAGAAGGCAGCGCUGGCCUCCCCCAGCCCUACGGCGGGCGACCGCCCGUUACUGCCCGCUCUGCGUCACUCGCAGGGCUCUGCAAACCGGGCUGUACUCCCGGGGUCCGGGCCCUUGGGCGUGGGAGCACACCGGAGGGGCGGGGCCAGUGCUCAGGGGCGGGGCCUACCGCCGGGAGAGCGGCUCGGCGCUGACUGGGCGGUGCCCGUGGCGGGUGAACGCGGUCGUUACCCGAGUGACGCCGCGGGCCGCCGUUAGGAGGACUCCUGGCAGGGGAGGCCGGGCUGCAGCGGCCGUAGGGGACGGGCCGGGGCCGGGGCCGGGGCCGGGGCCGCUCCGCCCCGCCCUUCCUGCACGCCUGCAGCCAGUAGGCGCUGCCGGGGGCGUGGCCUGGCCGCGGGUCGACAGCGGCGUGGGGGUGCCACGUGCGGCGGCAGCAUGGCGGCUACGGCGGGCAGCAGGAGGGCCAAGGCCCCGCGCGGGGCGGCAGGGCGGCGGCGGCCGCGGGCUGCGUUGCGUCCUGCAGGUCACGGGCGCCGAGGGGAGACCGCGGGCGGCGGGCGGCCGGCCGGUCGACGAGGAGGUGUCCAGCGAUUCUGAGACGGAAUGCCUGUUGCAGGAACGGCGGCGGCGGGAGGCGGUGGAGGCGGAGGAGGAGGUGGAGGAGACGCCGCAGGAGAAGAAGCUGCGCUUGGCCAAGCUUUACCUGGAGCAGCUCCGCCAGCACGAAGAGGAGCUGGCGGAGGAGGAGGAGGAGACCCAGCAGGCGGAUCUCAUCGGCGAGCGGCUGAAGGAGGACGUGCUCGAGCAGAAGGGCCGGCUGCAGCGCCUGGUCGCCAAAGAUGUGCAGCCUCCGGAUCCAGCCAGUAUCCGUGUGUUGCGGGGACACCAGCUGCCUGUCACCUGCGUGGUUAUUUCUCCAGACGAUAGGUUCAUCUUUUCUGCUUCCAAGGAUGGCUCUCUCAUCAAAUGCAAGUGUUCUCUUGAGGCUGUGACUGGCUCUUCCCACAGCAGCAGGGCCAUAGGUGCCCACAGAGGUGGCUUGGCCCUUGCCCCCUCCGUGGACGUGCACAUGUAUGUCUUUGGACUCUGUGAGAGGCUCCCAUGGGGUGACGAUGAUGCCUUACCCGCAGGGGAGGUGGAGAGUGGGAAGAAGCUGUGCGUGGUGCCCGGGGGGAAGAAGGGCACCGAGAAGCAGCACAUGGGCCACGCGUCCCAUAUCCUCUGCAUGGCCAUCUCAUCAGAUGGCAAGUACCUGGCCACGGGAGACAGGAACAAGCUGAUCAUGAUCUGGGACACAGCUACCUGCAAGCGCUUGCACAUCUUCACUGGGCACCGGGACGCUGUCUCAGGCCUGGCCUUCCGGAAGGGCACGCACCAGCUGUACAGUGCCUCCCACGACCGCUGUGUAAAGGUCUGGAAUGUGGCGGAAAACGCUUAUGUAGAGACGCUGUUUGGGCACCAGGAUGUCAUCACGGGGCUGGACAGUCUGAGUCGGGAGUGCUGUGUGACGGCAGGGGGACGGGACGGCACCGUGAGGCUCUGGAAAAUCCCUGAGGAGUCGCAGCUCGUGUUUUGUGGGCACCAGGGCUCCAUCGACUGCAUCCAGCUCAUCAAUGAGGAGCACAUGGUGUCGGGAGCUGAUGAUGGGUCCGUCGCUCUGUGGGGGGUGACAAAGAAGAAGCCACUGGCACUGGCCCGGCAGGCGCACGGCAUGCAGGAUGCCCAGGGCCUGCAGCAGCCGUACUGGAUCUCAGCGGUGGCUGCCCUGCGCAACAGUGACCUCCUGGCUACAGGGUCCCACAGCACCAGCGUGAAGCUCUGGAAGUGCAGUGAGGGAUUUCGGAAGCUGGAGCCUCUCUGGGACAUCCCCUUAGUGGGUUUUGUCAACAGCCUCAAGUUCUCCGCAGCUGGUGACUUCCUGGUGGCCGGCAUCGGGCAGGAGCACCGGCUCGGCCGGUGGUGGAGAAUCAAAGGAGCUAAAAACAGCGUCUGCAUCAUCCCACUGAAACAGAGGGCCACAGUUCCCAGCCUGGAAGGCCCUGACAGCUCUUAGCAUGGCUGGAGCCAGGUCCUUAAACUGCUGUCCCUGGAGCUGCGCCCUGUGUUCUUCAUGCAACCACCUUGGAACAGCAGCCUGUCAGAGAGGGCUGUCGCAUAGCCCCUUACCCUGCUGCUCCCCAUGGUGUGCCGUGGCUCUGCCCUCGGCGAGGGUCUAUCCCCUUCCCUCAGGUUCAGUCAUACCUGAGCUCUGGAAGAGUCCAUUAAAAAAAACCUAAACAACAAAACCACUUUAUUUACAUAAAUUACAAAAAGAAAAGUCACACUCUUGUUCACAGAAUAAAUCUACUCUUAAAAACUU
Neopsephotus bourkii (Bourke's parrot) is the source of this 2922-nucleotide messenger RNA. RefSeq names its product ribosomal RNA processing 9, U3 small nucleolar RNA binding protein (gene RRP9). The record is from RefSeq and is a predicted model, not a curated record. NCBI's taxonomy places the organism in Eukaryota, Metazoa, Chordata, Aves, Psittaciformes, Psittacidae. Bases 1 to 2616 code for a protein of 871 amino acids. Gene Ontology annotation, molecular function: protein binding; snoRNA binding. Gene Ontology annotation, cellular component: small-subunit processome. The transcript has 18 exons.